This is a messenger RNA of Selaginella moellendorffii, 1701 nucleotides long. RefSeq lists its product as uncharacterized. The coding region runs from base 334 to 1626 and encodes 430 amino acids. NCBI's taxonomy places the organism in Eukaryota, Viridiplantae, Streptophyta, Lycopodiopsida, Selaginellales, Selaginellaceae. Gene Ontology annotation, molecular function: 4-alpha-glucanotransferase activity. The transcript has 2 exons. The record is from RefSeq and is a predicted model, not a curated record. Gene Ontology annotation, biological process: carbohydrate metabolic process.
UGUUGGGCCUGACCGUUUGGUGGGCUGGACCAGUUAGGUUAAACGGAAUCUAAGGAGGGUUUUUGGCAAAAGGGGGGAUUGACAAGCGGGUGUUCACACUUAGGUUCCUGGAUUGUCAUCCUUGUUUCUAGGAGUCACAUUUUCAAUCGCUACAACAGUCACCUGGAUCCAAGACAAAUCUCUCGUAAAACGAAAUGAUGUACAAUUCACCUUGGACAGGAGGAUGAUUGCUCUGAACUCAGCGCAAGCACUCAGGAACUUAGUGCAGUAGUAAGCACAGUGUAAACGCGCGCCGGAUCUCUUGUGAGGCGUCUCUUAGGGUUUUUGGUUGAGAUGUGUGCCAAGCGUAGCCGCGAUUAUGUCACGGUAGAGGAAGCAAGGGAGGCGGUGAAGACCAUCCUCGACAUGAAUGAAGACGAUGUCUUCAUCAAAGGCAAGUCCACUCUCCUGCCAUAUCCAGGCAUAGGAGACCCGGUUAAUAGGCCUCCGGUGGAGCUCAACUACGUGGGUCGCGGGAACACGUUGUUUGAGCUCCUGGGCACCUGGAUUUCUGGUCGUGAGGUUUUGAUCGUCGGUCCCAAGGGCAUUGGGAAGUCAUCCGACUUUCGAGCCAUGGCGUGUGUUCUCUACAAGUGGCUCAACACUCCCGACGACGAGGAGAAUCGAGAGAAGCGCAUGCAUCUCCAGUUGCGUGAGGGUGUGAAGUACCGGCCAGUUUUUCUGUGGGCAGAGACGUUCCUGAUCGAUCAUGUAGAGGCAACCAAGAACGCGCUUCUCUUCUCAUAUCUUGUGGACGAGAUCAGGCAAGUCGACGGCUGGCAAGAGACUGAAGCUGCCAUCGCGAGCAUCGUGUCGAUGGAGGAGGCGCUUGGGUUUAUCAAGGAGCGCAAGAAGAACAAAGCAGAAGUGUUUUACUUCUUUAUAGACGGAGGCGAGGCACUUGAUCCAAGUGAUUUCCUUGGGAAGCCAGUGUAUGACCACGAUGCAAAGUCUGCAGCGAAGAAGGAUCUGCGCGUCCUUUUGAGCGCGGGUACAAGAAUUUGUUGGUGCACUAGUCCGAAAGCAGGUAUUUUAAGCAGGAAGAAUCAAUUGCCAUCGUUCACUUAUAAACGCCAGAAAGCUGUCUUUGACGAGGAAGAGUAUUCCACCUUCUCUGGAAAUUGCGUGCUUGGUAAACUUCCAGCUCGUCGUUCCAGCAUCGAAUACUACACUGGACUCGUCCCGCUUUUCCUUGAUGCUAUGUCCGCCUGCUGCGAGACUGUUCUUCGAGACUUGGCGCUCGCUGAAAGUGACACACUUGCAGGCAUGCCGUCGUGGAUGCAAUAUGGUCGAAGGAAGACUUUACAAGCAACCGAUGAAAUGAUAACGAUGUUGAACGACGAAGAUGAGUAUUGGGAUCGCGUUCUACGGGCCUUUACCCAACACAGUGAGAUUGAUGAGGUGCGGAAAAAGGCCAGUAAGAUACAAGUACGAGGUGCGUGCAGAACAGAUGCAGACAUAGCACGUCUGGACCCGAGUUACGUUCUUGACGCCAGCACGGGGGAGUACUGCUCCAGCUACAUCAAGAGGAUCUACUUGAAUGUGGUGCGCGAGAAAGAAGACAGUGAAACACUAAUGUUUCACUAGUUUGCUUUGAUUUUAUCAUAAAAGACCUCUUUAACCUAAUGUAAAACAUCCUUAUAUACAGUAUUAAUUGUAAAA